This is a messenger RNA of Lolium rigidum, 1557 nucleotides long. RefSeq names its product protein trichome birefringence-like 10. The record is from RefSeq and is a predicted model, not a curated record. The transcript is spliced from 8 exons. Lineage: Eukaryota; Viridiplantae; Streptophyta; Magnoliopsida; Poales; Poaceae. Gene Ontology annotation, molecular function: O-acetyltransferase activity. Gene Ontology annotation, cellular component: Golgi apparatus. Bases 1 to 1557 code for a protein of 518 amino acids.
AUGCGUGAGACGAAUGAUCGAUCACCGGAUACAGAUGAAAUGCUACAGAGCACACGCAUCGUUUUCCAGCUCAAGCUACUAGGUGGCAGACACGCUAGCGUGGUGCUCAAUCGGCGACGACUAACUAACAAGCACCGGCUGCGGCCGGGGAGGCGGGCCGGAACCGCCCGCGGCGAUAUGUUGGGGCUGGCUGUGAAGCGGCUGGCGCGGCUGGCGAUGGCGAUCACCGGGCGGCUGGAGAAGGCCGGAAUGGUGCUACUCCUCACCGUGAUGGCGGCCUCCGCCGUCGCCGCCGUGCUGUUGCUGCUCGCCUGCCCCGCGUCGCCCCGCUGCUCGGUGGCCUUCGGGUCCGCCCUGUCCGCGCCUAAGAAGCUCUGGGGUUUCGGCUUCUCCGUCGCGCCCAAGACGUCGGCGUUGGACUCCGGCGAGUGCGACAUCUUCGACGGAGAGUGGGUGUGGGACGACAGCUACCCGCUCUACGAGAGUAAGGACUGCCCCUUCCUCGACGGCGGGUUCCGGUGCUCCGAGAACGGCCGCCCGGACGCGUCCUACACCAAGUGGCGCUGGCAGCCGACCUGCUGCGAUCUCCCCAGAUUUGAUGCUCAACGUAUGCUCGAGAGGCUACGGAACAAAAGAGUGGUAUUCGCCGGGGAUUCGAUCGGAAGGAACCAGUGGGAGUCUCUGCUUUGCAUGCUCUCUACCGGCGUUUCAGACAAGAGCGCCAUCUAUGAGAUCAAUGGCAGACCCAUCACCAAGCACGAUGGCUUCUUCAUAUUCAGGUUUAGAGACUACAAUUGCACCGUGGAGUACUACAGAUCUCCUUUCCUAGUCCCUCAAGGUCAUGGACCAGCUGGAGCACCCAAGUUUGUUAAGAGCACUAUCAGGGUGGAUUCCAUGGAUUGGAUGUCUGGCCGGCGCAAGUGGAGAGACGCUGAUCUGUUAAUCUUCAAUUCUGGGCAUUGGUGGACCAAGGACAAAACAACCGAAUGGGGUGCCUACUUCAGAGAAGGAGAUGAGGUGAAGAUGGAUAUGAGCGUCAAUGAUGCUUACAGAAGAUCAAUACGAACACUGUUCGACUGGCUUCACAGAGAAGUUAACUCGACCAAAACCCAGGCCAUCUUCCGGACCUAUUCUCCUAGUCACUUCAGCGGUGGUGACUGGAAUACCGGAGGGGACUGUCAGCUGGAAACACUUCCAGAUAAGACACCGGUUAAAUCGAUGGAGCAAUGGGCCGACAUGCUAAAACCCGUCAUCGAUGUUCUAGGGAGCAACAACAGGCCCAAGCUGGCUGGGUUGGAUAUACUGGAUGUGACUCGGAUGACGGCCCAACGAAAAGACGGCCACCUCUCGGUCUUCAGAAAUUCUGCAAGUUCAAGGCAAGCCUUUCUGAACAAAACAUCAGAGGUCAAAGAGGUGGAGGAUUGCAGCCACUGGUGCCUGCCUGGUGUCCCUGACACCUGGAAUGAGCUUCUCUACGCCCUCGUCAUGAGAAGGCAAAUGAGGUUGGACCGAAAUGACACCGAUUCUGAACCGAACACCGACUGGCAAAGUGUGUGA